AUGUCCAGGCGCCGAAAUGGACGCCAGUUACUGGGCAGCGAGUCUGAUUCAGAAGGGUAUAACAUGCGUCCCAGACGAGCCAUUCGAUACGAAGAGUCUCUGCUGAAUGAGGAUUUAGAAGGUGAGAUUGACGCUCCAAAAAGAACCACCAGACGAGCCCGACUGAGAGUAAAAGACGACGAUGAUGAAGUCGAGGAUGAAGAGCUUUCAGCAUUGGAUGACGAGAUUCUGGGUGUGAAGCCAGUAAGACGCUCAAAGCGCGGUAAAGUUGAAGAACCAGACGAUUCGGACUUUCAUUCAUCAGAUGAAAUAUCGGAAAUUUCUGAUGAUUUUCUUCAACGAGAACAAGAAAAUGCAUUUGUGGCUUCUGACGACGAUGGUGCCGACUAUGGGUACGGAAAACGCAGAAAACGAAGAAAAACAGCAUCCCGUUCCAAGUCUGGAACCCCAGAGACAAGAGGCAGAAGACGCCAAUUACGAUCUGCAAAAGUGUCGGAUCUGGACUCCGACGCCAACAUCGAGGAUUCACCGGUUGAAGAAGAUGACACAAUUAGGGAGGAGAUAAACGACCUCUUUGAUUCUCCGGAAGCAUCACCAGUUCGUCACAACUUGCGUCAGAGACAAGUGAAAGUGGAUUACACUAUUCCUCCACCAAUUACGAAUGAUGCUGAGCUUGCAAAUCUCUCCGCUCUGCCAGAAAGAGGCAGACCAAGACGUCAGAACAUCAACAAAAAUGAGUACCGAAAACUACUUUUUCCAACUGCUGGCCCCUUUGGUGGAAGUGAUGUUGUACCUUUGUUUGGCAAAGGUGUUUCUGGUUCCACUGGCCUUCAAGGAAAUAUACCAAUAGGGCAGAUGUCCGACUCCGACUCUUCAGACGAUGAAAUAAAACCUAUUAAUGGCACAAAUUCGGGACAUUCAUCAUCACUCAUAAAUAAUACCAAGCUAAUCACCGGUGGUACUAACGAGGCUAAAGGUGCUAAGAAGAACAAUUUAAGUGAUACGGAUCCUCUCGGUGUCGACAUGAAUAUAGACUUUUCAGCCGUUGGUGGUUUGGAUAGCUAUAUUGACCAGCUCAAAGAAAUGGUCACCCUUCCUCUCCUCUACCCAGAGUUAUAUCAGAAUUUCAACAUCUCGCCUCCUAGGGGUGUCUUGUUUCAUGGACCACCGGGAACAGGAAAGACAUUGAUGGCGAGAGCCCUAGCUGCAACUUGCUCGACUUCCACACGAAAAAUUACAUUCUUCAUGAGAAAAGGUGCCGAUGCAUUAAGUAAAUGGGUUGGUGAGGCAGAACGUCAACUUCGUUUGCUCUUUGAAGAAGCAAAAAAGCAACAGCCAUCGAUCAUUUUCUUUGAUGAGAUUGAUGGUUUAGCACCAGUACGGUCCUCCAAGCAAGAGCAGAUUCACGCAAGUAUUGUUUCUACUUUACUUGCUUUGAUGGAUGGUAUGGAUAAUCGAGGUCAGGUUAUUGUUAUAGGAGCGACAAAUCGUCCUGAUUCUAUAGACCCUGCUUUGAGGAGACCUGGACGUUUUGACAGAGAGUUCUACUUCCCGCUUCCCGACGAGAAAGCUAGAGCACAGAUAUUACGGAUUCAAACGAAGAAAUGGAAUCCGCCGUUGUCUGAUGAAUUCAUCAAUAAAGUUGCCGGUCUUACAAAGGGCUAUGGGGGAGCUGAUUUACGAGCUUUGUGUGUGGAAGCUUCCUUGAUGAGUAUACAAAGAAAGUAUCCCCAGAUAUACCAAACUUCUGAUAAACUUCAGGUUGAUCCAUCAAAGGUAAAAGUUGUUGCCAAAGACUUUAUGAAAGCGAUAGAUAAAAUUGUUCCAUCGAGUGCCCGGCUGACAGCAUCCGGUUCAGCGCCUUUGCCAGAUAAUUUACUUCCUUUGUUGGAAGGUACAUUCAAUGAAAUCAAGUCAAAAUUGGAAGUUUUGCUUCCAGAUGCUUCGGCGCUGAGGUCAAACAAAAAGACGGAUCUUGAAGAAGCAAUGUACCUAGACCCUACUGUGAACGAUGAAGACGGAGGAUUUGGGCGGCAGAACCUUUUGAAGAACCUUGAAGACUCCCGAAUUUGCAAGCCUCAUUUGUUGAUCAGUGGACUACCCGGAAAUGGCCAACAGUACCUUGGCCCAGCAAUUCUAAAUCACUUAGAAGGCUUUCAAAUACAGCUUUUAGAUUUGGGAACCGUUUUUGGUGAUGUUACUCGAACCCCAGAACUGGCAAUUGUUCAGGCAUUUAUCGAAGCAAGAAGACAUCAGCCAUCCAUAUUGUUUUUACCUAACAUUGAUGUAUGGUAUCUGGUUAUGCCAUAUUCUGCCAGAGCGACUUUGGCAAGUUUGCUUAGAGGCCUUAAAAGCACGGAGAAAGUUUUACUAUUGGGGAUUUCCGAAACUCCCAGCUCGGAACUCGAUCACGAUAUCAAUUUGAUAUUUGGUUUUGAGAGCCCUCAAAACAAUGUACAUAUUGACGUUCCAUCGAGAGAAUCAAGAAUUCGCUUUUUCAAAAUCUUGAAAGAAGCGAUUAAGAUGCGCCCAUUCGAGUUCAUUAAUGAUUUUGAAAAUCGCCCAAAGAGAAAAUUGAAAAAGCUCAAAGUUGUCAGCACAGAAAGCAAUGUGAGCAAUGAUGUUAUCGACAAGAAGAGGUCCCGACAGAUAGAAUAUGAAGAUACAAAGUUGAAAAACUUGUUGAAAAUCAAGUUGGCUGGUUUGAUGGAUUUGUUCAAAACGAGAUACAAGCGAUUCAGAAAGCCGAUAAUUGAUGAGAAUCUUUUGUAUCAUUUGUUCGAACCUUCAGUUUUGGAAGAUACUACGACCCCGUAUGAAGUCUUAUACACGAGAUCCGAAGAUCCAGAACACGAAAACAUGAUUCGAGAAGUUAGUACUGGAAGGUACUAUUACAAUAUGGAUCUUGACAUAAUAGAAGAACGUCUCUGGAACGGAUACUAUUCGGAACCGAAGCAGUUUGUGAAAGACAUCCGUAUGAUUCUCAAGGACUCCAUAACGUCAGAGGACCGUGAGAGACUGUUAAAAGCAAAUGAAAUGUUGACCAAUGCUGAGGUUGCCAUUGAUGAGUUUAGUACUCCAGAUUUCUUGGCUUCAUGCAAAGAAAUGAGAGAAAGGGAAAAGCAAAAGCAAGAGAGAAUGGCUAAAGAGUAUGAGGCCAAAGAAGAGGAAAAUUUGAAAGAGAUCAAUAAGGAGAUACCAAAUGGAGAAAGUGAACCACAUGACUCAACAAAAGAAGAGAGUGAUGUGGUGAAUGAGACAGAGAAAACGGUCAAUGGAGAAGCCGAGAAAGAAGACGUAUCGAAAGAAGUUCCAGAAGCAGGAGUGUCAAAAGAGGCUGAACUUUCCGAAGAAGUUCAAGAGAAGCAAUUGCCUAAUGUCAAUAAUGGCGAUACCAAAGAAACUGAACCAGAUGUGGUAAUGGAAGCCACCAAUAAAGACGACGAAGAAGAAACAUCAGCGUCUGAAGCAGAGGAGGAAAUCUUCAACGACGAGCUGCGUCAAGUCGAAGUAGGGUCAAAUUUUGACGAUUUCUUUGAAAAUGAGUUGCCCAAUGUCACAGAGAAUUUCAGUGUUGAGAAGCUUGAGCUCUUAAAUGCUCGACUCAUGGACAUCAUAUGGAACUCUCGAAAAGAAUGGGACAAGACGUCUACAAUGGACAAUCUUGCUGCGACUGCCAAACGGUUUGCGUAG
Messenger RNA from Meyerozyma guilliermondii ATCC 6260, 3693 nucleotides. RefSeq lists its product as uncharacterized. Lineage: Eukaryota; Fungi; Ascomycota; Pichiomycetes; Serinales; Debaryomycetaceae. Bases 1 to 3693 code for a protein of 1230 amino acids. Gene Ontology annotation, molecular function: ATP hydrolysis activity; ATP binding; histone binding. Gene Ontology annotation, biological process: positive regulation of transcription by RNA polymerase II. The transcript has a single exon. Gene Ontology annotation, cellular component: nucleus. The record is from RefSeq and is a predicted model, not a curated record.